AUGACCACUCCUAACAACCAGGAUCUCCCUGUGGCUUUCCACAGUCCAUACCCAGAUGAAUAUAAAAUCGCUGCCCUCGUCUUCUACAGCUGUGUCUUCACAAUUGGAUUAUUUGUUAACGUCACUGCAUUAUGGGUGUUCAGCUGCACCACCAAGAAGAGAACGACUGUAACUAUCUACAUGAUGAAUGUGGCAUUACUGGACUUAAUAUUCAUACUGAGCUUACCAUUCCGGAUGUUUUAUUAUGCAAAAGGCAAGUGGCCAUUUGGAGAAGACUUCUGCCACGUUAUUGGUGCUCUCACGAUAUUUUACCCAAGUAUUGCUCUAUGGCUUUUCGCUCUUAUUAGUGCUGACAGAUACAUGGCUAUCGUACAGCCAAAAUACGCCAAGGAACUGAAAAACACAUGCAAAGCUGUGCUCGCAUGCCUGGGAGUCUGGGUAAUGACUUUGAUGACCACUACCCCUCUUUUAUUUUUAUAUGAAGACCCGGAUAAAGGCUCCAAGCCCGCCACCUGUCUGAAGAUUACCGACAUUAUCCACUUAAAAACCACCAACAUGCUGAACUUCACUCGGCUGGUCCUUUUCUUCCUGCUUCCUCUGUUCAUCAUGAUUGGCUGCUACUUGGUCAUUAUUCAUAGUCUCCUUCGCGGCCGGACGUCUAAGUUGAAGCCCAAAGUCAAGGAGAAGUCGAUCAGGAUCAUCAUCACGCUCAUGGUCCAAGUGCUCGUCUGCUUCACGCCCUUCCACAUCUGUUUUGCCUUCUUGAUGCUGGCAGGGGGAGAACACAGUUACAGUCCCUGGGGCGCCUUCACCACCUUCCUCAUGAACCUCAGCACAUGUCUGGACGUGAUUCUCUACUACAUUGUUUCAAAGCAGUUCCAAGCUCGAGUCAUUAGCGUCAUGUUGUACCGCAAUUAUCUUCGGAGUGUGCGAAGGAAGAGUUUUCGAUCGGGUAGUUUACGGUCAUUAAGCAACAUAAAUAGUGAAAUGCUGUGA
Messenger RNA from Elephantulus edwardii (Cape elephant shrew), 996 nucleotides. It is a transcript of the gene GPR18, whose product is annotated as G protein-coupled receptor 18. Bases 1 to 996 code for a protein of 331 amino acids. The record is from RefSeq and is a predicted model, not a curated record. Gene Ontology annotation, biological process: phospholipase C-activating G protein-coupled receptor signaling pathway; positive regulation of Rho protein signal transduction. Lineage: Eukaryota; Metazoa; Chordata; Mammalia; Macroscelidea; Macroscelididae. Gene Ontology annotation, cellular component: membrane. Gene Ontology annotation, molecular function: G protein-coupled receptor activity. The transcript has a single exon.